Eimeria maxima is the source of this 4479-nucleotide messenger RNA. RefSeq lists its product as hypothetical. Bases 1 to 4479 code for a protein of 1492 amino acids. Lineage: Eukaryota; Apicomplexa; Conoidasida; Eucoccidiorida; Eimeriidae. The record is from RefSeq and is a predicted model, not a curated record. Gene Ontology annotation, molecular function: sequence-specific DNA binding. The transcript is spliced from 2 exons.
AUGCACCAGAAAAUAUUUAUUUGCUGCUGCAUGCAGCAGCUUGUGGGUCUUAGCAGAGUUGUCUUAAGUCUUGUUUUCCCAGCAGCAAUUGCUGCUGCUGCUGCACCUGCUCGUGCUGCUGCUGCUGCUGCUGCUCCAUCUGAUUCCGAUUCCGACUCCGAGGAGGAAGAGCAGCAGCAGCAGCAGCAGCAGCAGCAGCAGGAGGUUGGUGAUGAUGAGCUGCAGCAGCAGAUGCAGCAGGAGGAGUAUGAUGUGGAUGAGGACGACGAGCAGCAGCAGCAGCUGCAGCAGCAGCAGCAGCAGCAGCAAACUGUGCUGCGUCAGCGGCGGUACAGGCCGCUGAGGCAGAGGGGAGCAGCAGCACGUUUGCCGCUGCUGCUGAUGAGGAAAAGGAGAAAAGUUCCUGCUGCUGCUGCUGCUGCUGUUGCUGCUACUCUAUUUAUAUUACUCUUUUCUCUUAUAAAAGGCAUGCAAGAAUCCUCUACUCAGCUGCUGCAGCAGCAGCAGCAGCAGCAGCAGCAAGUGCUGCGGCUGCACCUGCGUCGGCAAGAGGAGCUGCAGCAACCAACUACUCCGUCGCUAUAUGCUGAAUCCGUAGAAGACGAAGAAGCAGCAGCAGAUGCUGCUGCUGCUGCUGCAGCAGAAGAAGAAGCAGCAGCAGCAGCAGCAGCAGCAGCAGCAGCAGCAGCAGAAGCAGCAAAGGAGGAUGUGAGCGCACCCAAAGAAGAUGUUGGCCCUCCUGGUCGGGACACCACUGCAGCAGCAGCAGCAGCAGCAGCAGCAGCAGAAGCAGGCGAAAUAGAAGAUGCAGAAGCAGCUGCAAAAGGAGCAGCAGCAGCAGAACCAGCCAAAGGAGCUGCAGAAGAAAAAGAAGAAGCAGCAGCAGCAGCAGCAGCAGCAGCAGAGGAAGAAGAGGAAGCAGCAGACCCCGAGGAGAGAGCAAUGCUAGCGGAGUUAGCAGCAGCAGCAAAAGCAGCAAGAGAAGCAGCAGCAGCAGCAGAACUGCAUGCAGAGAAAUUAACAAGAGAAUUCUUAGCAGCAGCAACAGUAGCAGCAGUAGAUGCAGAUAUUGCUGUUGCUGCAGCAGCAGAAGCACGAGCAGCAGCAGCAGCAGCAGCAGGAGCAAGGGAUCAAGAAACUACAGCAAAACGUCAAGCUAAGCAGGCGCAGCAAAUAGCAGCAGAUGCUGCUGCUGCUGCUGCUGAUGCUGUUAGCAGGGAAAAGGAAUCAAAGGAAGCAGCAGCAGAUGCAGCAGCAGCAGCAGAGAAAGAUGCAGCAGCAGCAAGAGCAAAAGCAGAAGAAUCAAUGAGGAAAAAGGCCAAGGCAGACAAAGCAAAAGCAGUAGCAGCAGCAGCAGCAGCAAGAGCAGCAGAAGAAGCAGAAGCAGCAGCAGAAGAGGGUAGGGUAGAGGAGACAGUUGCUGCUGCACUAGCAGAAGCAGAGAACAAGAUAGCAGCAGCAAGAACAGCAGCAGCAAGAGCAGCAGCAUCACGUAGGAUAGAGAUUACUGCAGCAGACGAAGCAAGAGCAGCAGCAGCAACAGCAAGAAGGAAGCAGGCGAAGGCAACAGCAGCAGCAGCAGAAGUAGAGGAAUGCAGACGCGUUGUUGCUGCUGCAGCAAGAACAGCAGAAGAAGCAGCAGAUGCAGCAAAACGUGCAAGGGAAUCUCCUAGGGCAAGAGCAGCAGCAGCAACAGCAGAAGAAGCAGAAGCAGCAGCAGCAGCAGCAAAAGAGAGGCUCAAUCGGGCAAGAGACGACGCAGAGGAAGCAGAAGCUGCAGCAGACGAAGCAGCAGAUGCAGCAACAGCAGCAGAAUAUGAUGCGGAUCUAGCAGCACAAGCAGCAGAGGAUGCAAAUGCUGCAGCAGCAGAAGCAGCAGCAGCAGGUGGCACAUGGAUAAGAGAGCAGCAGGAGGGAGCAACAGAUGAUGCAGCAAGAGAAGCAGCUGCUGCUGCUGUUGAAGCAGCACGAGCAGCAGCAGAUGCAGCAGCAGCAACAGCAAAGAGGAGGGAAUCGCAAGCAGCAGCAAAGAAGAAAAGAGCAGCAAAAUGUAGAUCGUUAGUUAUAACUGCAGCAGCAGCAGCAGAAGCAGAUGAGGAAGCAGCAAAGAGGGCAAAAGAAGCAGCAGAGGAAGCAGCAGCAGAAGAUGAUGAGGAAGAAGCAGCAGCAGCAGCAGCAGCAGUACCUGUAGCAGAAAGAGAAGCAGCAAAAUCAAGACAAAGGCUUGCUGAUGCAAAAAGAGCAGCAGCAGAUGCAGAUAAUGCAGCAAAAGCAGCAGAUGCAGAUGCAGCAGCAGCAGGAAAGGCAGCACAAGAAGCUGCUGCAGCACUAGCGGAAGCAGAAAGAGCAGCAGGGCUAUCUGCUGCAGCAGAGGAGACACUAUUAAGCCCGGAAGCAGCAGCAGCAGCAGAAGCAGCAGCAGCAUCAAAGGCAGCACUAGACAGGGCAAGACAGCUGGCAGCAGCAGCAACAGCAGCACGCAGAGAAGCAGACAGAAGGAGAGCUGCUGCUGCUGCAGUAGAGCAGGAAGCAAGGGCACUAGCGAGAGCAGCAGCAGCAGCAAGAGAAGCAGCAACAGCAGCAACAGCAGCAACAGAUUGGCAUGCAGACAGAACUGCAUCUGAAUUAAGGGCAGUAGCGGAGGUACUAGAGGAAGCAGAGGAAGCAGCAGCAGCAGCAAAACGAGCAGCAGCAGCAGCAAAGAAGAGAGAAAGAGAUUUAAAUGCAACGCAUGCAACAGCAGCAGCAACAGCAGCAGCAGAUGCUGCAGCAGCAGAAGAAGCAGUAGCAGCAUCCGAAGCAGCAAGAUCAAGAGCAGCAGAAGCAGCAGAGACAGUAGAUUUCCUUAGACAGCUGAAUGCAGCAGCAAGAGAUGCAGCAGCAGAAGCAGCAGAAGCAGCAGAAGCAGCAGAAGCAGCAAAAGAGGAAGCAGAUGCAGCAGAGGAUAGGGCUAUUGAAUCCUUAGUAAAAAGUGAGCAAGCAGCAGCAGCAGCACAACUAGAUGCUGCUGCAGUAGCAAGAACAGCAGCAGUAUAUCGUGCUGCAGCAGCAGCACAACAAAGAUCAGAAAAUACAGCAGCACAAGCAGCAGCAGCAGCAACUGCUGCUGCUGCUGCUUACCAUGCAGCAAGGAGUAAGGCUAUGCCCUUAGAGGCAGGAGUAGUUGCAGCAAAAAGGGACCUACAGAGUAAGACGGAUGCAGGAGCAGCAGCAGCAGAAGCAGCAGAAGCAGCAGCAGAGGAAGCAGAAGCAGCAGAAGAAAGAUUAGCAGCAGCAAGAGUAGCAGUACGUCGUCGUCAUGUUGCGCAUGCAGUUCCUGCUGCGCUGCUGCCGCAUAUAGCAGCAGCAGGAGAUAUUCUUGCUGCUGCAGCAAGAUUACUACCUUUCUUAGAUGACGAUGCAGCAGCAGCAACAGCAGCAAAACUAGAGGAAUUAAGGGAAGGAAUAAAGGAGACACAAAGAAGAGGAGAGAGAGCAGCAACAGCAGCAGCAGCAGCAGAUGAAUGGCAGCAGCUAAGAUUGCUGCUGCAGGAAGUAUCUGUAUUUACUGUAUCUGUAGUAGAUGCAGCAACAGAUGCAGCAGAAGAUGGUGUUGCUGCACUGCAGGAGCAGCAGCAGCAGCAGCAGCAGCAAGGGGAAGGACAAUGGGCAGCUUUCCUUCUGUCUCCUCAGGAGACAAAUGAUCUUAAUGAGGCAAUUGUCUCCUUAAUUAGAUCUGUUGCUGCUAAUCAUGAUCAGCUUGUUGAUGCUGCUGUACAUACACUGCAGCACAUGCAGGAUAUAAGGGAGGAGCUGCAGCUGCUGCAGGAAGAGCAGCAGCAGCAGCUGGAACAGGAAGAGGAGCAGCAGGAAGAGGAGGAGCAGCAGGAAGAGCAGCAGCAGCAGUAUACUGAUGAAGAAGAGCAAGAACAAGAAAUGCAAGAAAUAACACCACAACAAAGGCAGGAACUGCAGCAGCAGCAACAGCAGCAGCAACAGCAGCAGCAGCAACAGCAGGAGUUAUGGUGUACAAAAGGUAGGAAAUUGCUGCUGCUUGCUGCUGAAUCAGGAGACAGUCUGUUUAUAGCAGCGCAGCAAUCGCAGCAGCUAAGACAGCAAAUGAGGCAACUGCAGCAAGCAGCAGCAGCAGCAGCAAAAGCAUCGAAACAGGAGACAGUAGGGGAGGAGACAGCAGGGGAGGAGACAGGGAGGAAGAAGAAGAAGAAGGAGGAGGAGGAGGAGGAGGAGGAGGAAGAGGAGGAGGAAGAGGAGGAAGAGGAGGAGGAGGAAGAGGAGGAAGAGGAAGAGGAGAAAAGGAAGAAAAAGACACAAAAAGAGACAAAGAAGGAGAGAGACACAAGAAAGGAGAGGGAAAAAAGAAAGGAGAUAAAAAAAGAGGAGGAGAAGGAGGAGGAGGAGAAGGAGGAGAAGGAGGAGGAGGAAGAGGAAGAGGAAGAGGAAGAGGAAGAGGAAGAGGAGGAGGAGGAGAGGAGGAAGUAA